Molecule: messenger RNA, 783 nt
Organism: Oikopleura dioica
Lineage: Eukaryota; Metazoa; Chordata; Appendicularia; Copelata; Oikopleuridae
Source: the annotation of a GenBank genome assembly
AUGAAGGACAUAGAUAAGCAAAUCUAUGUGAGCAAAAAAUAUGUAACUUCAUCUGGUCUGAUUGGAAAAUGCUUCUCUUGUGGAGGAGCUCCAAAAUCAACCGCUGCUAUAAAUGGUCAUCGAUACUGUAAGAAGUGUGUAAUCAAAAAGUUUCCUACACAGAAGGAUCCAAAAUAUGAUGAAACAGAUGCAAAGUUUAAAUGCUAUGCGAGUAACAUUGAUAGAGGUUGUGGCGCGGAAGAACUUACUUAUCGUGAGUUUUAUGUUGGUUCAUGCUGUGAAAAUGCUGCUAAUUCGACAAGACCUAAAAUGAGAUAUGAGCGCGCAGCUGUGGUCAAUGAGAUAUAUGAAGAGACCCGAAAAGAAGAAGGCCUUGCAGAAGAGAGAAACACGAAUGCAGCGAAAAAAGUUGAGGAGGCUGAGAAAGCACUUGAAGAAGCAAAGUUGGAAAAAGAAAAUGCUUAUGAGGAACUGCAAAAGAUAAAAGAAUGGCGUAGAAAAGUUCAAAAGCGAUCCUUAGUUCUGACAAAAAAUGCAAUGAAAGAGGAUAAUAAUCUUGAAGAUUCAACAGACGAGUCAGACAAGAAUCUUGUCAAGGAUGAGCCAGAUGACAAACUUAAAUGCAAAGUCUGCUUCGAAAUUUUCUGCGACGAGCAUCCCGAAGCUCUUGUCAUCCCAUGUGGUCACCGAGCUUGUUUCAACUGCCUUUCGUCUCUUCCCCAGAAGACAUGCCCAAGUUGCCGCGCCGAAUUCACUGAAGACAAGAUUUUCAAAAUUUAUUAG